AUGGAUAUCCUCUGGUUUCUGUUGUACGUUCUCAUUACGGUGAAGGUCUGCCUUGCCCAAGAAACGAUCACAGUCACAACCAUCUUCUCCCGCAGCACCAGCACAGUGACUAAGAGCGUGUCUGAAAUCUUCCAAAGUCCGACGCCUCCCCCCUCAACUACAUUCUCCACCGCCAUCAUACCCGUGACGACUCUCCCCACGACUUUCACGACUUCUGAGCCGCCAGACGCAACCUUUUGGAGCGGGUUGAACGUGUUGCCGACUACUGACUCUCUUGGUCAAACUUUCACCACCUCAUGGUGGGCAGUGUUCUCCCUUGGCGGAACUUCUGCUCUCUCAGUGCCGAUCACGCCUACUUCGCUCCUGAGCAGCCAGACUUCGAGCCAAACUUCUAAUCCUUCUGCCACUACGCCAACAACACCUUCGCCAACCUCCACACCCACAAGUGUAUCUGGAAAGAAAUCCAUCCCUUGGGGUGCAAUCAUCAUUCCCUUGGUACUCGCUUUCAGUGCGGUGAUCAUAUGGUUCAUUAGGAGGACCGUUCAGAAGAAGCCUGGUGGCGACGUCUCUGAGCUAAGUGAGAAGACGUCCCAUUGGGGAUGGCCAUUUUCCCGCCUCGGUCGAACAUCUCAGGGAAACAACGAACCUCAACGGCCGGUUAUUUCCUAUCCACAGCCUAUCACGAUGCAUACCAUGCCCGAAAGAUCGGUAUCGCCUCCUAGCCGUCCACGUCGACCGGCAUCCUUGAGCAACUCGUUGAUAGAAGACAUGCUGAUAUCUCCAACGCUUCGACCAGCUACCCAUAUUACAGACUCAAGUAUUGACAACUCCACAGUUGCUGAAGAUGCCCGCCGCUCGUUCAGUCCUGAACCUCUGCGCGUUAACAAGAAUGCCCGAGCCAGCGAUCCAUUCGGACCCGAUCUGGAGAGCAGCAACGGAAUGCCCUGGUCAGCAACGUCUUCAGUUUACUCGACCUUGCCCGGUGGCCUUGGACCGUCCGUUCCUCAGCCAACAUAUCAGCCCUACCGUCGACCAGAAUCCCCUCCGAGUCGCGUCACGGAUGGUGUCCAUCUCUUCCCCUCUGACCUGCCGAAACGUCGCGCCUCACCAAGAAUCGGUAUUCACGUUGACAUGGAUGAAGAUGACCCACGUAUUAGACGAAUUCGACGUCUGGAGGCGGCGGAAAUGCUGGAGGGCGUGGAGGAGACUACCGAACCGAACACCGCAGCCACAAUGAGUGAUGGAGAUGAGGAUGAGGUUAAGAGUGAAGGGUCGUAUGAUUUUGCUGCUGCGCGGGCCCGUAAAGUCUUGGCGGAUAAGCGCAUGAAGGAGGAGCAAGAAAAGAGCCAAGGAAAGGAUCGCAAGGAUGAUGCUGAUGACGCCGCCCCUCCGAUUCCUGACUAUAAUCCGGCCCGAGAUAAUUGGAAGUGA
This is a messenger RNA of Hyaloscypha bicolor E, 1431 nucleotides long. RefSeq lists its product as uncharacterized. The record is from RefSeq and is a predicted model, not a curated record. The transcript is spliced from 2 exons. The coding region runs from base 1 to 1431 and encodes 476 amino acids. NCBI's taxonomy places the organism in Eukaryota, Fungi, Ascomycota, Leotiomycetes, Helotiales, Hyaloscyphaceae.